Molecule: messenger RNA, 6314 nt
Organism: Epinephelus lanceolatus (giant grouper)
Lineage: Eukaryota; Metazoa; Chordata; Actinopteri; Perciformes; Serranidae
Product: atrial natriuretic peptide receptor 1-like
Biological process (GO): receptor guanylyl cyclase signaling pathway; cGMP biosynthetic process; protein phosphorylation
Cellular component (GO): plasma membrane
Molecular function (GO): ATP binding; guanylate cyclase activity; peptide receptor activity
Source: RefSeq, a predicted model, not a curated record
CCCAGACAGACCGCAGUCAGUCCAACAGCAGCACACCAACAACACAGCAGCACCACAGUUGUCACACAUUGUAAUUCACCUGCGGGUGGAUUUAGAAACGGAGCGGAGCAUUCACCUGUCGGACCAGAGAGCUGCUUUUAACUCCUCUGAAUCACAUUUAAAGGACUUUACCUGCUGGACUCCGUCUGAACUGAAGUGGAAUUACAGCGCAGUUUGGCGCGUGGUGGAUAAUGUGGACUGCUGACAGGACGCACGCGCUCACGUCUGACAGGUGAAGUUUGGAUAAUGAUGGACACCUUGAGGUAUUAUUUCCCUGUUUGCAACAAUAAGCAUUUUUAAACUUUCAAACAGGGUUUUUCCUGGAGCACCUUCCCAAAGGACUGCCGUGGAAACCAGCCUCCACAGCAACUUAUAUUUUAACAAUUGGCGACGAGCGUUUUUUUUUUCUUAACGUACGUUAAAGUCUGACAUUUUCCUUAAAUAUUUUCUCCCAUCAGAGGAACAGAAAAACGGAUUUAACGUUUGCUGUCAUAGUAACGGAACACCGCGCGCAGCUCACUCGCUGCCAGGAAAGGCACGCGCCGGGCAUGACUUCGCGGGCAUGGGUGCUGAGCUAGUUUCCCAUCACCUCCUGUGCUGUUUAUCAUCACCACAACUAACAGAGAAGAUGAAGAGGAGAGCAGACAGCCGCUGAGUUAACGGGGAUAAAUUAUUCAGCUGUGGUGGAAGUGGACAACCUGCUGGGCUGAAGGAUGGCUUGUUGGAAGGAGGGCACCAUUCUCUUGCUGGUUCUGCUGGUUCUGCUCGACCCACAGCCAGUCAUGGGGAGAUCAUCUCGACAUCGCAGCUUGAGACGUCAAACUCGAGGCCACCAUGAAUACCGGCCGCAGCACAACAUCACGCUGGCUGUUAUUUUACCACAGACCAACACAGAUUACCCGUGGGCUUGGCCUCGCAUUGGUCCUGCCCUGGAGCGAGCCAUCAAAGAAGUCAACGCCGACCCCACCCUGCUCCCUGACCACCACCUCGUCUAUGCUUUCAAGAACAGCGAAAAGGAUGGAAUCUGCUCCGAGUCCAUUGCCCCGCUCGUGGCUGUGGACCUUAAAUUUGCGUAUGACCCGUGGGCUUUCAUCGGGCCUGGCUGCUCCUACACCUCCUCCCCUGUUGGACUUUUCACCACCCACUGGAAUGUUCCCAUGGUUACAGCAGGUGCUCCAGCCGUCGCCUUUUACGGUGGAGUCUACCCGUCCAUCACCAACACAGGCCCCACCCACAAGAAGCUGGGGAAGUUUGCCCUGCGGAUCUGUGAGCACUUUGGGUGGCGGGAGCAUGUGAUGCUUAUGUUCAGUGACAACAAGGAGGAUGAUCGGCCUUGUUACUUUGCUGUGGAGGGUUUGUACACAGAGCUGAAGGGCAUCAACAUCACCAUCGCUGACAGAGUGUUCGAAGAGAACAAGCCGGUCAACUACUCCCAAAUCAUCUCCGAUGUUCAGAACGACGGACGAGUGAUGUUUCUCUGCUGCUCACCCGACGUCUUCAGAAGGUUGAUGGUUGAGUUUCGGCGGGCAGAUCUCCCUCAUGAGCAGUUCGUCUUCUUCUACAUCGACGUGUUCGGGGACAGUCUGAACUCCACACAUGGGCAGCCGUGGGCCCGUGGAGACGAGGACGACGCCGUGGCCAAGGAGGCCUUUCAGAGUGUGAAGAUCCUGACGUACCGAGAGCCUCAGAACCCCGAGUACAAAGAGUUUGUCCGCAACCUGAAGACAGACGCCAGGAAAAUGUUCAACUACACCAUCGAGGACUCACUGAUGAACAUCAUAGCCGGAGGAUUUUACGACGGUCUGAUGCUCUACACUCACGCUCUGAACGAGACCAUGUCCAUGUCCGCCAGUCGGCCUCCAGGGAAAGUCGUCACCAAGAGGAUGUGGAAUCGAACCUUUCACGGUGUGACAGGACUCGUCCACCUGGAUGAGAACGGAGACAGAGAGACAGACUUCGCUCUGUGGGACAUGAUGGACACCAACACCAGCACCUUCCAGAUCGUUUUGGUGUACAACAGUUCAGAGGAGCAGCUGACGGCCAUACCAGGAACAACGCUGCACUGGCUGGGUGGAGUUCAUCCUCCUGAUAUCCCUGUUUGUGGCUUCAAGAACGACAACCCAAUCUGCCUCGCAAAGACGAUCACCAUCCACCAGAUGGUUUCCAUCGUGGUCUUCUUCAUCUUCCUGAUGACCCUCACCAUCACCGUCUUCAUCUACAGGAGGAUGAAGUUGGAGAAGGAGCUGGUGGCUCAGCUCUGGAGGAUUUCAUGGGACGACAUCCAGAUGAGUAAUUUGGACAAAGUGCUGCGCAGCGGCAGCAGGAUCACACUGUCACUGAGAGGCUCUAACUACGGCUCGCUGAUGACUGGAGAUGGAAACCUGCAGGUUUUUGCGAAGACUGGAUACUACAAGGGGAACAUUGCGGCCAUCAAAUACACCAACAGGAAACGCAUCGAGCUGAACAGGAAGGUCCUGUUUGAACUCAAACAUAUGCGAGACGUUCAGAACGAGCAUCUAACCAGGUUCAUUGGAGCGUGCAUCGACCCUCCCAACACCUGUAUCAUCACAGAGUACUGUCCCAGAGGAAGUCUGCAGGACAUCUUGGAGAACGACAGCAUCACUCUGGACUGGAUGUUCAAGUACUCUCUCAUCAAUGACAUCGUCAAGGGCAUGGUGUUCCUCCACAACAGUGUCAUCUUCUCUCACGGUAAACUCAAGUCGUCCAAUUGUGUCGUGGACAACCGCUUCGUCCUGAAGAUCACAGACUACGGUUUGUCCAGCUUUAGAUCUGAGAGCGACUCAGGAAAAGACGCUCACGCCUACUACGCCCAGAGGUUGUGGAUGGCUCCAGAGCUGCUCAGGAUGGAGUGUCCUCCUCCUCAGGGAACCCAGAAAGGAGACGUCUACAGCUUCGGCAUCAUCCUCCAGGAGGUGGCGCUGCGCCGAGGAGCCUUUUACCUGGAGGGAGACCCACUCAGCCCCAAAGAGAUCGUGGACCGGGUGAUCCUGGGCGAGUGGCCCUGCCUCAGGCCGACCAUUGACCCCCAGAGUCACAGUCCCGAGCUGGGUCAGCUGAUGCAGCGCUGCUGGGCCGAGGAGCCGACGGAGAGACCGGAGUUCAACCACAUCCGGCUGCUGCUGCGCAAACAGAACAAGGAGUCGAGGACCAACAUCCUGGACAACCUGCUGUCCCGUAUGGAGCAGUACGCCAACAACCUGGAGGAGCUGGUGGAGGAACGAACACAAGCUUAUCACGAGGAGAAACGCAAGGCUGAGGCCCUGCUGUACCAGAUACUACCACAUUCAGUGGCGGAGCAGCUGAAGCGAGGUGAGACAGUUCAGGCCGAGGCCUUUGACUCCGUCACCAUCUACUUCAGUGACAUUGUGGGUUUCACAGCCAUCUCAGCAGAGAGCACACCGAUGGAGGUGGUGACUCUGCUGAACGACCUCUACACCUGCUUCGAUGCCAUCAUCGACAACUUUGAUGUUUACAAGGUGGAGACCAUCGGCGACGCCUACAUGGUGGUGUCAGGGCUGCCAGUGAGGAACGGGAACCUGCACGGCAGAGAGAUCGCCCGCAUGGCCCUUGCCCUGCUGGACGCCGUCCGAACCUUCAAGAUCCGCCACCGCUCAGAGCAGCAGCUGAAGCUGAGGAUAGGAAUACACAGCGGUCCAGUGUGUGCAGGUGUGGUGGGUCUGAAGAUGCCACGUUACUGUCUGUUCGGCGACACCGUCAACACCUCGUCACGUAUGGAGUCCAGCGGAGAAGCGCUGAAGAUCCACGUGUCGGCGGCGACUCGCGACGUCCUGCUGGAGUUCAACUGCUUCCAGCUGGAGCUGAGAGGAGAGAUCGAGGUGAAGGGCAAAGGGAAGAUGACCACCUAUUGGCUACUGGGAGAGAGCGUCAGCCAAUAAGGAAACACCCCGGAGAGAAGGACGACGGAGGACAGAGAGGAGGGGAUGAAGAGGCAAGAAAGAAAUGAGGAAAGAGAGAAGGGGACAGUGGAGGAAAGGAAGGAGGGAGGUAAGAAAAGACUGAAGAUUCAGUUUAUUUGGAAACAAGAGAGAAGAAAUGAAGUAAACGAGGGAGCGAAUUUAAUGGACAAAGGAGGGAAGUGAAGCUGGUGAAGGAAAGGAAGUAGAGAACGUGUCGCCGCAGACAUCUCAGCUCCUCGUCUUUUCAGAGGACUCGUCACCUCCUGUUUUUUUCAUUGUUUCUCAACAAAAGAGACCUGGAAGGAUUCAGACGUCACAGCACUGAGGAAUAUUCUGGUACAUUCACAUUCACAAUGCACAUGUGCAAACAAAACUGUAAACACUAAAGGAGGGAGACAAGUGUGUAAAAAUACAGAUGCGGAUCGGUGACGGAGAAAAAGCUGGUCUGUAACCUGCAGAACCACAAACUGAACACAUGAAGGGCUGAAACAUGAAGUAACUUAAGGAGCAGAAAAGAAUAUUAACUUUAUACUGUGUUUUCCAGAUCUCGCCUGUUUUAUGUUUUACAGAGAAAAUCAUAUUUUGGAUUGGUUUAAGUCGAUCGCCUCAAAGGUUGUACUUCUAAAGUUCAGCACUGAAUUCUCUCCUCUUUGCUCCACUGCUGACGGCCGGGAUCAGGUGUGUAUUUAGUCCCUGAUGGUCCCACAGAGCAGCGACUCUGUGCUGCCAGAGGUGUAGAGGUUACCCAGUUGUACGUUUGCCGAAACAACCAGUUAGACUCAAUCCAAAUGUCCACACUCACAGACUUUAAGGCACAUUUCCACAAAGUGUGAGAGGGCUUAGGGAGGUUGAUCUUGUGUGGUUAUCGUUGCCCACAUGUGCAUAACGUCAGAGUGAGUUGGACACAAAUAUAACCAUCAUGCAUUGUGCAGAGAUCGAUUCUGGCUUAUGUCGAAUGAGUCUAAAGGCCCUGACACACGCCGUUGGUGAGCGUCUGUCACCCUCAUCAGUGUAGUGCAUCCCAGAUUGUCGCCCCCGGUUGGCAUUUUGUUCACUGAAUCAAUAUGUUGAAUCAGCGUCGGCAACAGCAGAGCCCAUCAGUGAAUGAAAUCACUCUGAUUGGCAGUUAAGCUCAGCUCACGAGAAGAGAAAUGGAAGUGAGGAACGUAAACAAAGAGCUUAAGUCAAGAGGGAGUGAGAUCAAAACAAACUUAUUUUUCUUUAGUUAUUGAGCUUUUUAGUCUAAACGUUUCCUGAUAGUUUGUUUUAUUGUUCACUGACACACAGUAAUUAUGCUCUGUUCUUUCAACACUGGAUUAUGUUGUUAACGUGCUAACUGUCUAACUAGCAUCAAGAUAGUAUUCUGGUUUCCCUUUUUGAAUAACGCAUGCGCAGAAUUAGGUGCUGCUUGGCCGUCAGCUGUAGCCUUUGCAGAGUGUGGCUGAGACAACUUCAGGCAAUGCAGCAGAGGGCCAUUGUCGCCGCUAGUUCUCUGAAGUGGGUCCUCAAGGAUCCUCAAGUGGCUGAAUUUUAAGGAGGCUAUGUCAUCAAGUUCCGCCGAAGGUCAAGGAUCCUUCAAAUUCUACCGAGGACAGAGUCCUUCAUUCAGAGAAUUUUCAAGGCUGCAUGUGUGUAUCCUCAGCGGGUAUAAUGCACCCACAGUUCUUUGCACACUAUUUGCUGGAAUAGAAGGCGGGGCCUUGUCAGUUAAAUCUACGCCAGCAGAGCUCGACAGGAUUAGAUAAAUAUCUACACCUCAUAAUUUACACUUUCCAAUGUGUCACUUGCUAAUGAGAUUUUUUAAAAUAACGUGAUUUAGAUAAAACAUUCAUUUACGUAGCCGCUUCAUCCUCUUUAGGGUCGCAGGGGGGCUGGAGCCUAUCCCAGCUGACACUGGGCAAGAGGCGGGGUACACCCUGGACAGGUCACCAGACUAUCACAGGACUGACACAUAGAGACAUGAGAUUUAUGUUUUAGCAUGUUCUCAGUUUUACAAGAGAAAAGACUUCAGUGAUGAAGACCAACUGGUUGGUUUUGCAAAUGUAAAGCUGGUUAACUUCUGUUAAAGAGCAGCGUGUAGUCGCAGUGGAUGAGGCGGGGCUACGUGUUAUUUAGCGUGACUUGCGCGAAAGAGAUGACUUCAGAUCACUGUAAAUUUGCAGCAUUCAUAAACACCUCCCUGAAGUUGCUAAAUGAUGGCCAGCUUUGCAGAGUUACAGAAUCCAAAAGUAGAUGGGUAAAGAUGUUAAAUAUGAGUGCAGCUCUUUGGGAAUAAACAUUCUCUGUAAAUAAACAAAUGUUUCCCCUCUGGUUUUAAAUAAAAAAGUUACAAACACA